UUGUCAUCAGUUUAUAUCUGAACUAACACAGACCACGAUGAACUCGCUGGUGGUGUUAUUUUCCGUGAUGGUGCUGGCCACCGCCAAGCCCAGUGUCCCAGCAAUCAUCAGCUACGCUGCACCCGCCGUAGCAAUCGCUCCGGCAGCGGUUUCACAACAGUCCAGGAUUGACAUUAAGUCAACACCAGCUGUUGUGAAGACUAGCGUGAUCUCACCAGCUAUCGCUCCUGCUGUAGUAGCUGCGCCCAUUGCAUACUCAGCUCCAUUAGCUGUCGCUCCCGCUGCUGUGUCAUCCCAAUCCCAGAUCGACAUCAAGUCAUCUCCAGCUUUAGUCAGCACCAUCGCUGGUGCUCCUCUAGCCUACAGCGCACCCCUGAUCUACGGCGUCUCUAAUCUGGCGUACAGUGCUUAUGGAGCUCCUAUCGCCGCAGCGUACACUCCAUCCAUCUACGCUCCCGCCAUUGCCUCCGCCAUUGCCCCUACCAUUUUGAAGACUGCAGCUAUUAUACCCGAAACUGAAGCUGCACCCUCAGCCUCUCUUGAUGCUGUACCUACGGAAACUCCUGAAGUUGCCGCUGCACGUGCCGCCCAUCUUCAAGCUAAAGCCCUUGAAGAGUCUCACCAGAUUCAGAAACGCUCUGCGCCUGCUGUACCACUAUCUGAUGACGCACCCACGGAAAUUCCUGAAGUUGCCACUCCACGCACCGCCCUCCUUCAAGAUCAACCCCUUGAGGAGUCUCACCAGAUCCAGACACGCGCAGUUGGUAUCGUCGCCACUUCCCCCUUACUGACUUCGUACACAUCUCCCAUUGUCAGAAGCUACGCUUCAUCUCCACUCAUCUAUUCAUCGCCCAUUAGCAGAAUCGCUCCUGUUGGUUUACCAACGCCUUACCUGACAGGUGCGUAUGGAAUCCCAUGGUAGUAAGUACCAUCACGGAAAUAAAAAAUCUCAGUUCAGUUGUAACGAACGACAUAAUAAUUAAGUUUAAAUACGAAAUAAAUAAUUAAAAAA
Molecule: messenger RNA, 1012 nt
Organism: Maniola jurtina (meadow brown)
Lineage: Eukaryota; Metazoa; Arthropoda; Insecta; Lepidoptera; Nymphalidae
Gene: CPH16
Product: cuticle protein 16.5-like
Exons: 2
Coding region: 38-922 (294 amino acids)
Source: RefSeq, a predicted model, not a curated record